Molecule: messenger RNA, 681 nt
Organism: Colletotrichum navitas
Lineage: Eukaryota; Fungi; Ascomycota; Sordariomycetes; Glomerellales; Glomerellaceae
Exons: 2
Coding region: 1-681 (226 amino acids)
Source: RefSeq, a predicted model, not a curated record
AUGCCAUUUAGUCCGUACGCCGACCGAUCGAACGCCAGCGCAGCAACAACGCACAUCCAGGGACCCAGCUUGAUGUCGUUCAUCUGGGACGUCGCAUUCAUCGCCAUCGUCAUCGUCCUCGUCAAGGAAGCCGUCCGCAAGAUGACAAGCCCAAAAGACCCCGGCUUCGUCAUGGGCACCAAGUCAAGCACAAGCCCCCAGGCCACCACCGCUUGGGGCUCCUACUGCACGUCUUCUCCCCCCCACAAGGAUCUCGCGCGCUUCUUCUACAAGGGCUCCCAUGAGCAGUUCAUCGGCAUCAGCCGCGCCGCCUUCCUUCGGUUCCGCAAGAGGCAACAGGUCAGGGAGUACUACCAGCGUAGCGCCGUCGAGGCCAGCUUUGCGCGUCUCCUGCAGCCGGCGUCCUGGGGCCGAUCCGAGAGGGAAGAAGAGCGGGAUACGGCCGUCAGGUUCGCCGAGGUCAUCGAGUACAUCCCGCCGACGCAGACGCCCCUGGGGACGGAGGAGCAGCAGCCCUGUCAUCCGUGCAGGACGGAACUCGGGAAGCCGACGGUCAACGAAGAAGCGGCCGGAACGGGGUCAGUUGAAGACGAUGCAAAGUCUCUGGGGGUUACAGGCGAUGACAGUCAGGGCGAGAUCGUCAAGAAGAUCUGGGGCGUUUUACGCCCAGAAGAGACGUAA